Molecule: messenger RNA, 1863 nt
Organism: Ceutorhynchus assimilis (cabbage seed weevil)
Lineage: Eukaryota; Metazoa; Arthropoda; Insecta; Coleoptera; Curculionidae
Source: the annotation of a GenBank genome assembly
AUGGCCAUCAAUUUCCACCAAGAGACUACUACAGUUUUUAUUUUCACCCAGCGCAAUGCAAACAUAGAUCAACAAGAAAUAAUACCGUCAAGACGCCAAACCAACACCACGGAGCUCGACAACACGAAAACAUGGCUGGCGAUGUCCGUCUUAGAACUGACAAUAUCGAAAGAGAAUCACGGCAGAAUGCUGAGCUGCGUAGCAGUGCAUGAAUCUUACUCUACUAGAUCUAGCAGCAUUGAAGUUAGAUUGGAUGUUAUGUUUGUUCCAGAAACUCGUUUGGUUGGCAUCCCAACCACUGACAUAGAAGACCUUAAAGACUCUAUAGCAAUUAGAUGCGUCGUGAGCGCAAAUCCUAAAGCUUCGGUUGUUUGGAGACGGGAAGGCCAAAAUCAACCGGCAAGUCUACAAGAGCUUUUGCAAUUUAGUCCGGCCAUCAGACAGCAUUCUGGAUUGUACACCUGCCAUGCCAGGAAUAAAGCCGGCGAUUCCGUACCCAUACGCGUCCAGAUUGAUGUUAAAUAUCGUCCCAAAGUGAUUAGCGUUGGACGAGAACGCGUCAAAACCUCCACCCUGUUUGCCCCGGUCAAUUUCGAAUGUCUGGGCGAAGGCAACCCACCGCCGACCUACCAGUGGAUCCAGAAGAAAACUUCGCAACAAUCGGACAGCGUCGUAGAACGCGGCAGGGAGGCCAAGCUACAGAUCAAAAACGUCACAUACGAGUAUCAGGGAGAAUGGAGGUGCAAGGCUACAAAUGUUAUUAAAGGAGAGGAACAGAGUGAUAUAAGUGAGCCCAUUAUACUUCAAGUACAUGGUGCCCCCCAAGUGUUGCGACACACAGCAGCGCGGGAAAUCUUCGUCGAAAGUGGACAAACCGUGGAUCUCAGCAUGGUCGUUUGCGCUGAUCCCAGACCGAGAUCGGUCGCAUGGGAAUGGGGCUCGCUUAGACUAGAAGCCGGCAAUGAGAUGGGAAAAUUCAAAGUGGACGACGUAACUCAAGAAGAGGGAGAAGAUUGCUAUUUAACCACACUCCACGUCAAAGAUACUUCAGCGACGGACUCGAGGACCUAUUAUUUGCUCGUGGAAAACGACAAGGGCAAGGAUAUGCAUGCCGUUCAAUUAUACGUGAAUGAGCCACUACAAAUGAGCACAUUGGUAAGCGUGGCCGGUGCUCUAUUAGUCGGUAUCCUCGUGUUGGUUUGCGCCUGCAUCUACGCAAUCAGAGCCGAAAAAUGUUGCUUUUCAAAUCGUCCCAAAGUGAUUAGCGUUGGACGAGAACGCGUCAAAACCUCCACCCUGUUUGCCCCGGUCAAUUUCGAAUGUCUGGGCGAAGGCAACCCACCGCCGACCUACCAGUGGAUCCAGAAGAAAACUUCGCAACAAUCGGACAGCGUCGUAGAACGCGGCAGGGAGGCCAAGCUACACAUCAAAAACGUCACAUACGAGUAUCAGGGAGAAUGGAGGUGCAAGGCUACAAAUGUUAUUAAAGGAGAGGAACAGAGUGAUAUAAGUGAGCCCAUUAUACUUCAAGUACAUGGUGCCCCCCAAGUGUUGCGACACACAGCAGCGCGGGAAAUCUUCGUCGAAAGUGGACAAACCGUGGAUCUCAGCAUGGUCGUUUGCGCUGAUCCCAGACCGAGAUCGGUCGCAUGGGAAUGGGGCUCGCUUAGACUAGAAGCCGGCAAUGAGAUGGGAAAAUUCAAAGUGGACGACGUAACUCAAGAAGAGGGAGAAGAUUGCUAUUUAACCACACUCCACGUCAAAGAUACUUCAGCGACGGACUCGAGGACCUAUUAUUUGCUCGUGGAAAACGACAAGGGCAAGGAUAUGCAUGCCGUUCAAUUAUACGUGAAUGGUGAGUAG